CACCACCAAGCGCUCACACUCAAUCAUCACCUGAUCCUCGACUACAAUCUCACCUCGUCUUCUUCAGCAUAUACGCAUGGCUAGCCGUAUAUAGAGCUCUAGUCCUAGACGUUUCGCGCUUGCAUCUUCUCGGACCCUGAAUUAUAGGGCAUCGCUUACGUCCAAAACAUGGCUCGCCCGGCCACCGCGAGGUCCGGAAGCUCGAACCGCAAGCACGCCGCCAAUACCUACGAGUCCGUUCUAGAAGGCUACGAAAAUGUCGAAAUCAUCGGCAAAGGUUCUUUCGGACAGAUUCGAAAGGUUGUUCGCAAGUCAGAUGGCAAGGUAUUUGCGAGGAAAGAAUUAAGCUAUGAUCGCAUGUCGCCGAGAGAUCGGGCGCAGAUUGUGGCAGAGGUCAAUAUUCUCAGGAAGCUGACGCACAAGAACAUUGUGCAGUAUGAGGAGAGGUUCGCCGACACAGAGUCGAACACCUUGUACAUCGUCAUGGAGUUCUGUCAAGGGGGAGACCUCGGCGAGGUCAUCAAGCAAUGUCGGAGAAAAAAUCAGCUGCUGCCGGAAGAUACAGUGUGGGGUUACUUUGCUCAGCUGGUACAAGCCCUCGAUGCUUGUCACAAUCGUCGGACAGAGGAGUCAGCAGCUGGAGAUCCACCAAAGACUCUCCUACAUCGAGACAUCAAGCCUGAAAACGUCUUUCUUGAUCACGAGAAUAACAUCAAGCUUGGCGACUUUGGUCUGAGCAAGGAGCUCCAAGGAGCAGUGUCCUUUGCCAACACCUACGUUGGCACGCCAUACUACAUGAGUCCUGAGCUGACAACAGGAGCUGCCUACGAUGUUAAAAGCGACAUCUGGGCACUGGCGUGCGUCAUCUUCGAGCUGUGCGCCUUGGCUCCCCCCUUCGAUGCCCAUUCUCAGGCUGAGCUGACCUUAAAGAUCAAGUCGGGACAAGUACCCAGACUACCUCGGGCAUAUUCACAGGAGCUCAAUCACGUUGUUCGAACAAUGCUAGAUCUACAGCCGCGCAGACGACCAACGACCAAGCAGCUUCUAGAAGUCCCACAGAUCAGAGUCACCGCUCAAGCGUUGGAGCUCACUACUUUGGCGAGACAGCUAAAGGAGAGGGAAGCAGCUCUUCUCGCGAGAGAAGAGGCAUUCGAGGAGAAGGCAGCAGGGGCCAAUCGACUUCAUGCGCACCAAGACUUCUCCAACGAAGAGUACGAGGCAGAGCUGGAGAGGCGAAAGGGCGAGCUGGAGGCAGAAGAGACGCGCCUCGUAUGGAAAGAGAAGGAGCUGGAGGACAAGCACGAGCGGCUAGAGAACGAGCUGCGUCUGCGAGAGCAUCAGAUGCAGAGCGAGUUUGAAGCAACGGUGCAGAGAGAGGUUGAGAGGAGGGUGAAGGUAGAGCUCACGGCAAGGCAUACCCAGAUUGCCUCAAGCUCAGCAAUUGCCGGAUCGAGCACAAACAGCGCGAGGAGAAAGAAGAGCCUCAUCAACCUAAGCUCUGCAGCAAAAGCUAGUGAAGCAAGAGGAGACUCUGCAGGCAUCGACGAAUGGGGAGCUUUGCCCAAAGCUGCCAGUGACAGAGUUGUCGCAGAAAGCUCUCGUCGACAGAGCAACGACUCGCCGACAGGUGACUCUCCCACAAAACCCACCUUAAAUCGCGCACCGAGAUCAGAGCCCCUCUCGAGGAAGUCACUCUACGCCUCACCUACGCAAGACCGCCGACCGCCUCACCCACCAGUCUCGGCUCGCAAGUCCAUGUCUUCCCUGCGAACAGGGCGGGUAGGCCAGCUGCUCGAGAGGGAGCGGUACAAUCCAGCAGCGGACAAGUCAGAUACCACGAUGAAGGAUGUUACGGUCGACGAGAAGGAGAAUGACUCGAUUUACGGUUGUGUACCUGGAAGCCCUGCACUGUCGCUAUUGAAGCAGCAGAGGGCUCGAAGGAUCACGCUGGACCUGCAGCGACGCAGCGAGGACAAUGCCGAGCAGGACAACGGGGUCGUUCAGCAGCAGGAGCAGGAUGUGAGGCCGCCCAGCGGGGCUUCAGGAGACGUCGCGUCCACAGAGCAGAUACUGCAAGAUCUAGUCGGCGUUGGGCUCUCGGCCAACAAGCAUGACUCGGCUUCCUCUCUCUUGACACAUCCUCACAGUCGUCCCUCUUCGGCUGCAGGCGAGCAGCAAGGAAGUCCAUCCGAGGGGGCAGCCGCAGCAGUUGAAACGGUGCCAAUCUACGACAUCUCCAACGAUCCAGAUCUACCCUCACCCUUCUUGCGCAAACCCACUUCAAAGGCGGCUACAAGUCUCGUCGGCAAGCUGGCAAGCGCAAAAGCCAAGGGGAGCGCCGCUGGGCCUACGUCCCUGGUGCAGCGAGCAGCUGCUUUGCGUGCCGCUCAGAACACGGCCUCUGCAGGCAAGGCGGCCGUGGGCGAUGUAGCGGGCGCGCCUACGUUGGCUAAGCUAAGAGCAGGCAGCGACCGACCGCGGGCUAGUGUAGCAGGCUCAUCUGCCACAACUUCGACUUUGCUCCCACCAGCAGAAGAAAAGUCCGCUCGAGCCUCUCCUACAACCACCGCCUCUUCAUCGUCGUCCUCUUCUUCCACUUCCGCUUCCACCACAUUGUCCACUCGCAAAGCCACCGGCAGCGAGAGUUCCACCUACUCGCCUACGACGAGCGCCAGUGCGAGCGCGGGCAGGGAACGCCCGCGCUCCCGUCCAUCGGCCCUCUCCUCGAUCCCUUCUCUCGGCAGUGGAUCGGGACAGGGGCCAAGAAGGAGCUUCUACGGCGCUGCUGCCGGUGCGGGUACAGUGUCGGCUGGUGCGUCUGCGCCUGCGCUCCCUCUCACUUCUGGGUCAGCUCGAGAUUGAGGAGAAUGGAAACAGAAUGGUCCCCGUGAUCUGUACCCUGGCACGCCCCCUUCCCGCCUGCUUCGCCCCCCGUCCUCUUUCCCCCCUAUGCUCACUCAGAGUCGAACCUGUUGCGCCUACCCUCAUGCCCUUAUACCCUUUUGCUCUUUUGCAAUUCGCAUACUAUCCCUC
Molecule: messenger RNA, 3033 nt
Organism: Microstroma glucosiphilum
Lineage: Eukaryota; Fungi; Basidiomycota; Exobasidiomycetes; Microstromatales; Microstromataceae
Product: kinase-like protein
Exons: 3
Coding region: 169-2862 (897 amino acids)
Biological process (GO): protein phosphorylation
Molecular function (GO): protein kinase activity; ATP binding
Source: RefSeq, a predicted model, not a curated record